AUCGGAAGUUUUGUGCUUUGUUGUUUUGCCACUGAAGAGGGGGUGGCUGUUGCUGUUUUUCCGUAAUAUUUAGUUUUUUUGUGCAGUAAGACAGAACGAUGGUUUGCGAAAAAUGUGAGAAAAAACUGGGCCGGGUGAUCACGCCGGAUACAUGGAAAGACGGGGCCAGAAACACAACGGAGAGUGGUGGGCGGAAGCUGAAUGAAAAUAAAGCUUUAACGUCCAAAAAAGCAAGAUUUGACCCCUAUGGAAAAUCCCGGUUUGCCAUUUGUCGCAUCUGUAAGAGUUCGGUCCAUCAGCCGGGUUCCAACUACUGCCAGGGCUGUGCUUACAAAAAAGGAAUCUGCGCCAUGUGCGGGAAGAAGGUUCUUGACACCAAAAACUACAAACAGACUUCCGUGUGAAGACCACUAUGAAUUUGGACACCCUGUGUUUUUCCACCGCUGAUGGUGGGAGCAGGAAUGAUUAACUCACUUGUGUGUCUGUUUUCAGGAGCACAUCCUCAACCACACACAGCUUGGCUGUCGAUAACCAGUAGGAGUCUUUGACCAUGUGUGGGCCAUAUAACCUGAAAUGUGUAUUUUUUAUUUUUUAAGUUAUUGCACGUUCCAGUGCUGUCAUUAAAAUCACUAUUUUACUAGUUCUACUUUGGUGGCAAAAAAUUAUAUAGUAGCAAAGCCUUCUCUUGUAAAUAAAUGCAAUAUGAAUGCUUGCACUGACCAGUACAGGCUACUGUUUAUAUUGAAUUAUGUUUGUAUGGUAGAUUUUCUGUGCACAGGAUUUCCCCAUUUGUAAAACCCCAGAAUUGUUAGGAAAUGUGAUCAUUCUGAAUAAAUCCCCUUUAGAAACUAAA
Scleropages formosus (Asian bonytongue) is the source of this 853-nucleotide messenger RNA. It is a transcript of the gene cript, whose product is annotated as cysteine-rich PDZ-binding protein. Gene Ontology annotation, molecular function: PDZ domain binding; microtubule binding. The transcript has 5 exons. Gene Ontology annotation, biological process: cytoplasmic microtubule organization. Gene Ontology annotation, cellular component: dendrite. The record is from RefSeq and is a predicted model, not a curated record. Lineage: Eukaryota; Metazoa; Chordata; Actinopteri; Osteoglossiformes; Osteoglossidae. The coding region runs from base 99 to 404 and encodes 101 amino acids.